Molecule: messenger RNA, 5268 nt
Organism: Monomorium pharaonis (pharaoh ant)
Lineage: Eukaryota; Metazoa; Arthropoda; Insecta; Hymenoptera; Formicidae
Exons: 1
Coding region: 1-5268 (1755 amino acids)
Biological process (GO): DNA integration; proteolysis
Molecular function (GO): aspartic-type endopeptidase activity; nucleic acid binding
Source: RefSeq, a predicted model, not a curated record
AUGGCGGACAUUCUUGAGAGGCAAAGAACGAUCCAGAGGAUGAUCGAACGUACCCUCGAGAACUUCAAAAAAAUUGGAAAGGGCAAUCUGACCACGGCAAAGAUUCGUUCCCGCAUCCUGCUUCUCAAGGACAACUGGAGCCAAUUCGUGACUGGGCAUGCUGCUUUGAAGGAAGCGAUUCCCAAGGUCAAACGAGAAGAGUUCCCGUACUUCAGCGAGGACCAUUUCGAAAGAGCCCAGGAUGCCUACCUCACCGCUCUGGACUACAUGGCGGAUUGCUUAGAGGAGCUCGAGCCGACUGUGAGUCCGAACCAUUCAAGUACCUUCUACGUCGACCGACGUCAGGAUGCGCCCGCGGAUGCGCCCGCGACCGCGUCCGCGUUCUCGUUGCAGCAUCUCCCUCCCAUUCAAUUACCGCCGUUCGAUGGUAAACCCGACGAAUGGGCACAGUUCCGCGAUCGGUUUACUACGCUAAUUCGCGACAAUAAAGACUUGAAUGAUUUCGCUCGCAUGCAUUUCCUCUCCUCGUGUUUAAAAGGCCGCGCCGCAGAAUGUAUUACGCAUCUUCCUAUUACCGCGGAGAAUUUUGAACUCGCGUGGGCCGCGUUAACCUCGCGCUACGAGAACAAGCGGCGCACACUUAAUAUUCAUCUCUCCGCUCUGCUCGGUCUUCCUAGCGUACCACGUGAAUCGGCUUCCGAGUUACAAUCUUUACAUGAUAAGGUUGCGGCCGCUCUAAAAUCCUUCUCGAAUUUGGAUCGCAAUACCGACAACCUCUGGAACGAUAUGCUCGUAUACCUUGUCACGCAGAAACUCGAUCCGAUCACGCGGAAGGCUUGGAAUUUACAGGAAAGCGGUCGCGACGAUCCGCCUACGUACGACGAUCUUAAACGCUUUCUCGAACAUCGCAUUCGCGGAUUGGAAAACAACGCAAUCGGCGCCCCCGUGAAGCCCGGUGCAAAAACCGCUCCAUCCGAUCGCGUUCACGCUGCUACCGCGUCAGCGAACGUGCCGCCAAAGUGCCCGCUAUGCGACACGCCCCAUUAUCUAAAUUCCUGCGUUAAGUUCAGGGAAAAGAAUCCGAAUCAACGUCGAGAAAUGGUGAAGCAGCAAAAACGUUGUUUCAAUUGCUUGAGCGAAAAGCAUACAGUUAUGUCGUGCAAAAGUAAAUUCUCAUGUCGAGUUUGCAAGAAACGGCAUCAUUCGCUUCUCCAUCUCGAUUCGGAUUCUUCUUCCAUCGCUCUCGAAGCGGCGUCACCUAGUUGCUCGUCGUCCGUCGCUUCAGCUGAAAAAACCGAGGUGAAUUCUCUUACCGCUUCGACCGCGCCGCGACGUCGAACGCAUGUACUCCUCGCGACCGCGUGGGUAACGGUGCGGACGCCGUCGGGCCGCACCGCCGUCGUGCGAGCCCUGCUCGACCAAGGCUCCGAAAUGACCUUUAUUUCCGAGUCAUUGGCGCAACUCCUGCGAGCAAAACGCCGUCGCAUGCCCAUCUCCGUCACCGCCGUCGGUGGUAUACACGCCGGCACUUUUAAACAUGCAACACAGAUAUUUAUUUCCUCGCGUAACGCUUCUGCUCCGGCUUAUUCAACUGACGCGCUCAUUCUCGGCUCGUUAACUACUUACGUUCCAAAGCACGGUGUAGAUAUUUCGGCGUUCACGCACCUUUCGGAUUUAUCGUGGGCCGACCCGGAUCCGACAAGUUUCGAUCUCAUCAGUAUUAUCAUUGGGGCCGAUCUAUACAGCACUUUACUUCUUGGCGGCGUCCGCAAGGGAGACGUCGGCCAGCCGAUCGCCCAAAAUUCCGUUCUUGGAUGGAUUAUUUCCGGACCGAUUGAUUUUCCCGCGGCGAGAUCCCCGUCGCACUCAUCCAUACAGAGCUCUCACGCCAGUAUCUCCACACACCAAAUUUCGUGUUCUCCUGCUCUCGAGGAUGAGCUUCGUCGUUUUUGGGAAGUCGAGGAACUUCCACGUCAAUCUAUUCUCUCGCCGCAAGAGAGACAAUGCGAAACGCAUUUCCGAGAGACUCAUUCUCGCAAUUCCGAUGGGCGAUAUAUCGUUCGCCUUCCGUUUAAAUCCCCUCCCCCUCUCGAUAUCGGAGCGUCGCGUCUCCAAGCCGAGCGUAUGUUAAAUACGUUAACGCGGCGGUUUAAAAACAAUUCGGCAUUGGCAAUCGAAUAUCGAAAAUUUCUCGCGGAAUAUGAACGUCUUGAUCACAUGCGACCUUCGCCUCAACCGCAGAGCGAAACCAUGCAGUGUGUUUACAUUCCGCAUCACGGGGUAAUCCGAGAAAAUAACGCUACCACCCCUCUCCGCGUUGUGUUCAAUGCAUCAAGCGCCACUUCCAACGGGUCUUCGUUAAAUGACCAUUUACUCGCCGGUCCGAAAUUACAAACCGACAUUACGUCAAUUUUAUUGCAAUGGCGACGACACCGAUUCGUAUAUUCAUCCGAUAUCGCGAAGAUGUAUCGCCAAAUUCGCGUCGAUCAACGCGAUCUCAAUUACCAACGCAUUUUAUGGAAUGCAAUACCGCAUGAACCGCCUACUGACUACCAGCUGUUAACAGUCACGUACGGUAUGUCCUGCGCGCCCUUCCUCGCUCUUCGCGUUUUGAAACAACUCGUCGACGACGAAGGUCACCGAUUUCCGCUCGCGGUAUCCAUUCUACGCGAGGACAUUUACAUUGACGAUAUUCUAUUCGGCGCAGACAACGCGGAGUUCAUUCGACAAGCGCGAGACCACGUAAUCGCUAUCCUGAAAUGCGGCGGAUUCGAUUUAAGAAAAUGGGCCAGUAAUUCGCCCGCUCUCCUCGCGGAUCUUGAUCCCGCCACUCUGAGUUCGGCAGGCAAAAAACCUUUCUCCCCUGACGAACAAAUAAAGGUUCUCGGUAUCGGGUGGAAUCCUACCACCGAUAUUUUUGAAUUCAGCGUCGCACUUUCGAGCCCCGUUCCAUCUAGCAAACGUACCAUUCUGUCCGCUAUUGCGAAACUGUACGAUCCUCUCGGAUGGGUCACUCCAGUCAUUAUAACCGCGAAAAUUCUUAUGCAGCAAUUAUGGCGACAGAAAUUAGACUGGGAUGAUACGCUUCCCCCCACUCUGUUGUCUCGGUGGAAAGAUAUUUAUUCUCGGUUCGGGCAUUUAAAAAAUUUGCAGAUCUCGCGAUGGUGCGGACUCGGAUCGGACGUUGAGUCCGCUGAAAUACACGGCUUCGCCGACGCGUCGAACACUGCUUACGCUGCUGCCGUGUAUCUUAAAGUUGUUUCGUCGGGACAAACUACCAUUUCCUUGCUAGUAGGUAAAUCAAAGGUCGCGCCGUUAAAACCGCUAAGCGUGCCACGAUUAGAAUUAUCCGCUGCGUUACUUCUUGCUCGACUUGUCGAUUUCGUGCGCGAAUCACCCGGUUACAGCCAUCUUCCGUACUUUUGUUGGACGGACUCCACGAUCGUCCUCGCGUGGGUGAUUCAGCAUCCGUCGCGAUGGAAGACAUUUGUUGCCAAUUGCGUGAAUGAAAUUCAAUCUCGUCUUCCAAACGGGAAGUGGCAACACGUCCCGACAGAAGACAAUCCCGCGGAUUGUGCUUCGCGCGGCCUACUCGUCAACAAAAUCGUCAGUCACGACUUGUGGUGGCACGGACCAUCUUGGCUGCGCCUUGAUGCUCCCGCAUGGCCUUGCUCCGACGCACGACUACCUCCGCAAGCUCCAUUGGAGGAAAAGGUCAUAGCCUUGCAAUGCUCUCCCCCGAACGACACUUGGGAUCUCCCGACGCGAUAUUCCUCAUGGCCUAAAUUAAUUCGCGUCACCGCCUAUAUUUUGAAGUUCGUACGCUUAUGCCGCCGCUCCGGUUCUAACGACAAUUCCUUGUCAUCCUCUUUAAAACCGCUUAUUAUUUCCGCAUCGGACUGCAACGAUGCACGAAUAUUUUGGUUAAAAAAGAUUCAAUCGAGCACAUUUCCGGCUGAAAUACAUUCUCUGGCCAACAAUCAUCCCCUCUCGUCUAAAUGCUCGAUUCUCGCUCUAAGGCCGUUCCUUGAUAAGGACGGAAUUCUACGCGUGGGUGGGCGGUUGGCUAAGGCCCCCCUGUCAUUUUCUGUUCGGCAUCCGAUUCUCCUGGCGACCCAUCCAUUGGUGUCGCUGAUUGUAACUCAGGCUCAUCUACGGGCAUUACAUGCCGGACCUCAACUCACGAUAAGUUUGUUACGUCGCGAUUUCUGGAUUCUCCGCGCUCGUAACAUCGUAAGAUCCAUAAUUCAUAACUGUGUCGUAUGUACGCGCGAACGCGCCGCGAUUCCUACCCAACUAAUGGGCGACCUUCCCGAGGCUCGUGUGUCGGCGUCUGCUCGCAGUUUUUUGCAUUGCGGGGUAGAUUAUGCUGGUCCCGUGCAGAUUCGCGCUUCUGCGGGUCGAGGCAUUACAUCGCGUAAAGCCUAUAUCGCCCUUUUCAUUUGUCUAGCGACCAGAGCGAUACAUUUAGAGCUAGUCGGAGAUUAUUCCACCUCGGCUUUUUCAAACGCCUUUUCCCGUUUUUGCGCACGUCGCGGCCUUCCCCAAGCCAUGUAUUCUGAUAACGGAACAACGUUUGACGGAGCUGAUCGCGAGAUGACCAAAGCGUACAGAGCGGCUGUGCGCGAUCCUAAUUUUUUAAAUUUAACCGCAUCUGAUAAUAUAACGUGGAAUUUCAUUCCACCAUCUGCUCCGCACUUCGGCGGCUUGUGGGAGGCCGGCGUACGAAGCGUUAAAAACCAUUUGCGUCGCGUGUUAGGCACUCAUAGGCUCACCUUCGAGGAAUUCACCACUUUGUUAUGCAGGAUCGAAGCCUGCUUAAAUUCACGUCCGAUCGCGCCUCUUUCGAACACGCUAAACGAUUACGAAUGUUUAACUCCGGGUCAUUUUUUGGUCGGAUCCGCUCUGAUUGUAAAUCCGGAACCAUCGCUUCUUCAACUCAACGAGAACCGCCUUUCGCGAUGGCAACACGUGCGACACAUCACCGAGCGAUUCUGGAAAUUAUGGUAUAAUGAUUACGUUACCACAUUACAACAACGAACAAAAUGGCGACAAGUCCAGCCACAAAUUCAGGUCGGUCAACUCGUUCUCUUACGAAACUCCAUGUUACCUCCAUGUAAGUGGGAGCUUGGCCGAGUGACACAGUGUCACGCUGGUUCCGACGGAUUAAUUCGUGUGGUUACUGUCAAAACAGCCACGUCCGAGUAUCAACGACCUAUCGUUAAACUGUGCGUUCUCCCGAUCGAUAGCAAGGCGUCGAGCAACUAA